Messenger RNA from Daldinia childiae, 750 nucleotides. RefSeq lists its product as uncharacterized. The coding region runs from base 1 to 750 and encodes 249 amino acids. Lineage: Eukaryota; Fungi; Ascomycota; Sordariomycetes; Xylariales; Hypoxylaceae. The transcript has a single exon. The record is from RefSeq and is a predicted model, not a curated record.
AUGGAGAAUCACGACAUGAAUAUGUCCGAGUUAAGUAUAACUCUCCCUAGAGUCUGUGAAGACUGCGAAGCAAUUAUAACAGAUGAUCCUCUUCCUAGUAUUGUGCUUUACUAUUUCAGUCCUGCAGGCUUCUUUGAAGAGAGAUAUAGGGAUGUCGACAUCCAAUGUACAGAAUGUCAGUUAGCCAACCUCGGCGGCGUCCGCGAUGCCCUCGCAGCGGUUUACGAUGCGCCUCCAGAGUUAUUUACCUUGGAGAUGUUCCAGAAGUUAGUCAGCGACCUCCAUGUUCUCGGCGCAUUCAAUUACCCCGAGACGUGGCAUAGUCUCCCGGCUAUUGUCUGGAAAUGGAGGCAUAUUAUCCAUCUUGAGGCCUUAUUCAACCAGAUCGAGUUGUGCCUAGGUAAGGAAUGGGCUAUCAAGUUCUUUCGGUACGCGGCAGAUGUUGCGUUCCUUGCUGCGGACAGCAUCUUAAUCUGCCUCCAACACUCGCCGCCAGGGGGUGGUGAUGUUGAGGCUUUAAGGCAAACCAUCGCGGAUAUCCGCAAAUCUAUGAUUGACCCCAUUCAAGACCCAGAGGGCUUACAGUCGGUUUUUUCCUACAUAGAAGGGCUGUUUAAGGCGAACGGGUAUGCGCGUUACUUAGGAGACCCGCUAGCCGAGGUAAGUCCUAACGGCGACAAGAUCGAUGAUGGUUCGAGCCUAAAGGACGACCAAAACCUCGCCAGCCAAGAAAAAGCCAACGGUCGCUAG